This is a messenger RNA of Notothenia coriiceps (black rockcod), 491 nucleotides long. Its product is annotated as guanylyl cyclase-activating protein 2-like. Bases 39 to 491 code for a protein of 150 amino acids. The record is from RefSeq and is a predicted model, not a curated record. Gene Ontology annotation, cellular component: cone photoreceptor outer segment; photoreceptor inner segment. Gene Ontology annotation, biological process: visual perception. Gene Ontology annotation, molecular function: calcium sensitive guanylate cyclase activator activity; calcium ion binding. NCBI's taxonomy places the organism in Eukaryota, Metazoa, Chordata, Actinopteri, Perciformes, Nototheniidae. The transcript is spliced from 3 exons.
UCAAACAUCAUUUAAACUCUUCUUUUAAAAGCCACACCAUGGGGCAGGAGGAGAGCCACAGCGAGGAGAUGGAUUUGGUGCAAAUUCAGGAUCUUUGCAUCAUUUUCAUGAAGGAGUGUCCGAGCGGGGCGCUGCAUCUACACGAGUUCAAGAGGAUCUUCGGGGUGCCGAGUUCCUCUGAAGAAGAGUCGCUGUACAUCGAGACGUUAUUCCACUCCUUCGACACAAAUCAGGAUAACGCUCUGGAUUUCAUCGAGUAUGUGGCAGCUCUCAACUUAAUCUUAAGAGGGAAUAUUGAAGACCGACUAAAGUGGUCCUUCAAGUUGUACGACAAGGACGGGAACGGCAGGUUGGACCGAAGUGAAGUGAAGCUCAUCAUAAGGAUUCUUCACAAAAUCAAAUUCCAGAAGACUAACGUCAGCAGCAUGACGCCGUCUCAAAUCUGUGACCGGAUCUUCGAGCUGGUCGACCAGAACGCUGACGGUGAGUGA